UCCUGUGAGUGAAUCUAGGGGAGGCCAGUAGGAAAAAUGAAUGUUUUGUGAGCGUGUCAGGGGGGCAGGCAGCUGAGGAAAGCAGCCACCGCUGCCUCUUAAAGUCUUGAUUCUCUUCUGCAGCUACAAACUGAUAGGCAGACAGCACAGGGGCGAGCUGGAGACAGUUGUGAGGGGGCACAAGCAGGAGUGAGAGGCUGAGGACGAGGCAGGUUAGAACAAUUAGAGGUUUUACUUGUUUGCUCACACAUCCCCAUUACACCUGAGGCACACAGUCAUAUUGGGAGGUGAUUUAAGGAGACUUUGAGAGCUGUCAUCCGGGGAAGAAGGGAAUUAAACUUUAGUUUUUGCUUCAUCCAUAGAGGAAAAUAGGAAUACAGAUUGUUUGCUAGCCUAAUUUUUCCUCUUUGCAUUUUGUUCUUGCAAAGUUGCUUUGGAAAAUUUGGAUACAACCUUUUCGAAUUGCUGUUCUGAACUCAGAAAGGCAUGGCACACGGACAAAAAAGCCCCAGGUGGGCAUUAACCCAGAGCUCCUUCGGCCUGGCUCUUGGCCUGUUGCUCCUCUCCCUCCUCCUGCAUACCAUUGUGGCUGCGGAUGAGUACGACUACUACAGCUGGCAGUCGGACAACUUCCACAAUGGUCGUUUCUACACCAAACAACCGCAGUGUGUGGACAUACCAUCCGACCUGCGCCUGUGCCACAACGUGGGCUACAAGAAGAUGAGGCUGCCCAACCUCCUGGACCACGAGACCAUGCCUGAAGUCAAGCAGCAGGCGGGCAGCUGGGUGCCCCUCCUUGCCAAAAGGUGUCACGCUGAUACCCAGGUCUUCCUGUGCUCACUGUUUGCGCCGGUAUGCCUGGAUAGACCCAUCUAUCCCUGCCGAUCUCUGUGUGAGGCUGUCAGGGACAGCUGCGCUCCAGUGAUGGAGACUUAUGGCUUUCCCUGGCCAGAGAUGCUGACCUGCGACAAGUUCCCCAUCGAUAACGACCUCUGCAUCCCCAUGCAGUUCGCUGGAAACCACGCCACCCUGCCUCCAGUGCCGAAGGUCUGCCCACCAUGCGACAACGAGCUGAAAACAGACAACAUCAUGGAGCACUACUGCGCCAGCGACUUUGUCCUGAAGAUGAAAAUCAAGGAGGUGAAAAAGGAAAAAGGUGACCGGAAGCUGAUUGCAGCUCAAAAGAAGAAGAAAGUUUUGAAGCAGGGAGUGCUGAGAAAGAAGGACCUGAAGAAACUCACGCUGUACAUUAAGAACGGCGCCAACUGCCCGUGCUCCCAGCUGGACAGUCUGGGCUCCAACUUCCUCAUCAUGGGCCGCAAAGUGGACCAGCAGCUGCUGCUCAUGUCCAUUCACAAGUGGGACAAGAAGAGCAAGGAGCUCAAGUUUGCCAUAAAGUACAUGAAAUCCUAUCAGUGCCCCACCUACCACUCCGUUUUCCAGUGACACAACUGUUCACCCCACUCCAUCAACACAUAAUUCUGUUUCAUUAACUUCCAUCUGAUCUGAGAUAGAUGCCUUUGACUCACUUAUCAUAAAUGUUCUUCUGAUAACAUAAAAACAGUCGCUUGAAUCGGUAAUCUUGUCAAAAAAUCUGUUGUACUAUAAACGCUGCAGUUUAAUGAUCAUAGACAGACUGAAGAAAAGUAGAGCUAAGGCCAUGUUUGUUUUCUUGAAGCAGUGCAGGAUGUGCCGGUGCUCAUGAACACCAACAUAAAACACAUCAAAGGAAAGAAAUGUAGAUGACUCACUUAUCUUUCAAUAAUGUUUAAAGUAUGUAAUUCAUACAGAUGCUAUUAGAUAGCUUUUCUCCUGUUUUAUCUCCUAUGGGAAGGAAGAUUUGGACCACUGGACUUUAUGAUGCUUGGACUGACUUUGUACAGCACUAUUUUCUGGAAAAUUUGGAAGAUCCUGGAAGAAGGAAGUUGACAUCCAACCGAAAACAAAUGAAGGGCAAAAAGAAAAGAGAGACCAUGGACAGAACCCAUUAUUGGUUUGAUACGUCUCUAAAGAUUGCAAUUUUUCCACACGUUUCUUUUCCCUUAAAUUUUGCCUCUGUUAAACUCUCAUGGUAUGAAAGCAGAAAUCGUAAAAGAAAAAUACACUGUUGCUGUAACAAUGAAAAAACUAUUUUCACAAUUUUGUCUAACAUUUUAACCUCCGUGUAGUCCUGUUAUCAAGAUAGAUAUUUGUUUUCUAUCAAAAGAAAAUGACAAAAAAUAUAUUUGAAAUUUUUAUAAAGAAUAACUUUAAAAUG
Molecule: messenger RNA, 2257 nt
Organism: Oryzias melastigma (Indian medaka)
Lineage: Eukaryota; Metazoa; Chordata; Actinopteri; Beloniformes; Adrianichthyidae
Gene: sfrp5
Product: secreted frizzled-related protein 5
Exons: 3
Coding region: 487-1446 (319 amino acids)
Biological process (GO): negative regulation of canonical Wnt signaling pathway; non-canonical Wnt signaling pathway; canonical Wnt signaling pathway
Molecular function (GO): Wnt-protein binding
Source: RefSeq, a predicted model, not a curated record